Anneissia japonica is the source of this 1210-nucleotide messenger RNA. RefSeq names its product transmembrane protein 145-like. Bases 5 to 895 code for a protein of 296 amino acids. The record is from RefSeq and is a predicted model, not a curated record. The transcript is spliced from 11 exons. Gene Ontology annotation, biological process: response to pheromone; G protein-coupled receptor signaling pathway. Lineage: Eukaryota; Metazoa; Echinodermata; Crinoidea; Comatulida; Comatulidae.
UGCCAUGAAAACUGACGGACGGUUUUUAGUAACCGUAGUCAUAGCGUGCUCAAUAAUACUGGAAACACCACCAGCUGCGUCAAAACAUGUCGGUGGAAUCAUAAACGAAAGUCAACAGAAUUUCGUUUUCGUGUCUCGGUUUGUUUUCCAACCAGAUGAAUACGGGGAGCUAGUUUUCACGUUUGUUUAUCCAUUGUCGCAAUGUUGUUACCAGCUUCUUAUCUUCAACGAUCACGUGACGCAAUGGCCUUACAUCAGGCAACAUGAAGAUACCUUGUCAUGCAUUGAAAAGCGUUCUUUAUUGGAUGGAUCUUAUAAAACCACGGUAAACCUCAGUGAGGCGUCCCACUGCAAGAUUAACACACAUAACGAACAGGAGUUAUUUUGUUUUGGAAAGCAGACGUUCGAGCAUGCUGAUGAACGAUGGUGGUACCUGACAGUUGCCAACUGUGAUGGCAAAGGGAUACAUAGUCUGCGCUUUAACAUCAACAUGACAAAUGGUCGCCGAGCGCUUGAUAAACAAUUUUCAGCAGACGAACGUUAUAUUCUUGAAACAGAUGCUGUGUUUCUUGGAAUAUACUGCAUCACCUGCGUUGCACUGUGCCACUUCAAAAAUCAACUGCGCAGACGCCGUCUUCUGCACAAUACCUACCAGCUAUUUGCGUGGUCAUGCUACAUACAAACUCUCAGUAUUUUCUUGCAAGUAGUGGCCUUGAUGGAAUAUGCUACAAACGGCAUUGGACUGCCUAACCUUAAAAUUAUCGGAGAAGUUGUAUCAUCGUGCUCUAGCGUCAUAUUCGUUCUACUUCUUAUUCUCGUUGCUAAAGGAUACACUGUUACCAGGUUGGUAUCAAAAAGGAUGAAGAGGCUGUAUUUAAAUCGUUUUCAUCUUUGAUCUUCAACGAAUUCAAACUAAAGGAGAAUGACGGCACUGAUGCUGACUCAAAUCCGGGAUCAAGAAACGGCCUUGAACAAAACGAGUACCGGGAUGAGGCCGAUGAAUCGACCUAAAGGCAUGCUAAGUUUGUCUCCCCGCAGUAAGUCGGCUGGAUGAAAGAAAAUACAACGAAACGAACAAUGAUUAAAUCUGCAGUUCUAACUCAGUUUACAUGUAAAGUGGUUAAUUAAUUAUUCAUACGGCCUUCAUAUAACAGAAUAUUGUGGAUAUUGUUGAUAAUGUCAAUAAUAAAUAAUGAUCAGGAAAAUGUCA